Molecule: messenger RNA, 1519 nt
Organism: Branchiostoma floridae (Florida lancelet)
Lineage: Eukaryota; Metazoa; Chordata; Leptocardii; Amphioxiformes; Branchiostomatidae
Product: enoyl-CoA delta isomerase 3-like
Exons: 6
Coding region: 237-971 (244 amino acids)
Biological process (GO): fatty acid beta-oxidation
Cellular component (GO): peroxisome
Molecular function (GO): delta(3)-delta(2)-enoyl-CoA isomerase activity; enoyl-CoA hydratase activity
Source: RefSeq, a predicted model, not a curated record
CACUCGUCAACUUGAGCUCGUCAACUUUGGGCGCACCGAAGAAAGGUGUCCCAGGUCGGGCACAAAGUCCUUUACCAGUUGAAUCGUGUUGCCUGUUGGUAGAGCGUACAAAAGUAUACUCGACCUUCUGCCGGUAGAAUAGCUAGAACAAACUCGGCGUGUUGGCAGAGGGAGAGGGUGCAAGUGACGCAGAAGGGGAAAGAAAAGUCCUGCAGUAUAAUUCAGUUCCAGACAAAAUGGCCAGUGGUAAGUUUAACGUGGAGGUGCGUGGGAAGGUGGCCGUGAUAACCACUGACUGUGGAGAAAACCGCUUCAAUCUGGACUUCAUAAACAAGUUCAACAAAGCAUUGGAUGAAGUGGAAAGUAAUCCAGAUGUUCAGGCCCUCAUCACCACUGGUGUCGGGAAGUUCUUCAGUAAUGGCUUAGACGUGAACUGGAUGGGACAGGUCGCAAUGAACAAACAAAUGCCCCAGUUGAUGAAAUUCUUCCAGGAGAUUCAUGUGUUGAAUAAAAGGAUGAUCACAUUCCCAGUUCCUACCAUUGCUGCAAUCAAUGGGCACUGUGUGGCACAAGGUGGUUUCUGGGCCCUGCACCAUGACUACAGGCUGAUGCGUACAAAACGCAGCUGGUUUUCCUUGCCUGAGGUUCACCUGAAUCUACCCAUAGGUGAACACAACAUUAAGCUGGUCAGGAUGAAGGUAAACGGUGAUGCCGCUCGGGACUCGAUGGUGUUCGGAAAGUGGUACAGUCCGGAGGAGAGUCUUCAGGCAGGCUUUGUUGAUCAGCUGGCUGAGCCAGAGGAACUGCUGGACUCUGCAAUCAAAUUUGCCCAUCAGUGUCUGGGGACCCGGGGAUUUGACCGGGGUGCGCUGAAGGCCAUGAAGGAAAAUGUGUACAAAGAUGUCCUGAAUGUAGAAGGCGCUAUGCCUGAUCUUGGCAGAUACACAAAACUGGGCAAACCCAAACUGUGAUCACAUAAGCCUUUUGUUUUAUAGAUUUGAGGACACUUUUGUGUCAAAUGAUUUUGAUGAUUUGUAAGAUUAGACACUAUGUCACUGUGCUGCAAAGAAAUUGCAGGUUGCAUCCUGCAUCUAGUGUCAAUGAAACUUUAUAUGCUAAUUUUAUACUAGUAUCUAUUUCCUGCCACUGACUUCAAGUUGAGAAGCACUCUGAAGAAACUGUUACAGUAGUCUUCCAGGGUUGGACAAGAAAAAUUCACCUGUCCUAUUGAAAAAUUACUUACCUGAAAUUUAUACGACAUUUCAAAAGUUGUACAAAGUACAUCACUAGUUGGGAAGAGUAUGCAAGUAGGAGAAUAUAUAUAUAUAUAUAGAAAGAGUAGCAAAUCUGUAUUUUGACAUGUACAUGUAUGUAUUUUGUAAUACAUGUAUAAUUACAAAGAUAUUGAAAGUAUGAUGUGCAAUAUGAAAUAGCACAUUGAAUAAGCUGACCACAAUAAUGAUAUCACUUUUACAAUUCCAUAUCAGUAAUGUGCUUUUCUUCACCUUUCUUCCUCUGA